AUAUGUCAAGGACCUUGAAGCCACACCACAGAGCAAGAUAAAGAAAGAAGAAGUAGUAGUUCAUGGCAACCUCAGUUAUGUCUUCACUCAGUCUCAAACCCUCUCCAUUUACUGUUGAGAAAACAGCAGCGAGAGGUCUCCCCUCACUUGCAAAAACUACUUCUUUAAAGGUUCAUGCCAGUGGUGUCAAGAAGAUCAAGACUGACACACCUUAUGGAACUGGUGGUGGCAUGAGCUUGAGGAAUGGUCUUGAUGCAUCUGGAAGGAAGCCAAAGGGGAAGGGUGUUUACCAAUUUGUAGACAAAUAUGGUGCCAACGUGGAUGGAUACAGUCCAAUUUAUUCCCCUGAUGAAUGGUCUGCAAGUGGUGAUACCUAUGUUGGUGGUACCACUGGCUUAUUGAUCUGGGCAGUUACCCUAGCUGGCCUUCUUGGAGGGGGUGCCCUUCUUGUUUACAGCACAAGUGCUUUGGCACAGUAGAUCUCUCUUAUUGUAAUCUACUGCCAUUUCUUCUAUUCUAGCUUUUGCUUGCCAGUUAACUGUUCAAUACAUUGGCUGUCACAAAGCACUCUAUCUACUCAAAACUUGUCUGUAAUCUGUAUCUUUUUGGUAUGGAUUUGAAUUCAUGUUUGUAAUAUAUAUUUGAUGUGACUUCUAUUUUAUUUGCAUUA
Molecule: messenger RNA, 670 nt
Organism: Cornus florida
Lineage: Eukaryota; Viridiplantae; Streptophyta; Magnoliopsida; Cornales; Cornaceae
Product: photosystem II 10 kDa polypeptide, chloroplastic
Exons: 4
Coding region: 63-479 (138 amino acids)
Biological process (GO): photosynthesis
Cellular component (GO): photosystem II oxygen evolving complex; photosystem II; thylakoid membrane
Source: RefSeq, a predicted model, not a curated record